UUGCCUAUAAAUACCCAACUGAAAAUGCCACUCCAAAUCACACACAUACCCAAAUUUCAAAACGUUGAAUUCGAAAGCAAAUGCAAUUGACCGAGUUGAUACCUGGUUUGCCCGAAGAAAUAGCCUACGAGUGCCUGACUCGGCUGCACUACUCGGCCCACCGAGUCGCCUCCCGAGUCUGCCGCCGAUGGGGGGAGCUCAUUAAGAGCAGAGACUUCUACAACCACAGAAAGCAAUACGGGUUCACCCACAAGGCCGCUUCUUUAAUCCAAGCGCUUCCGGUCCGAACCGGGUCGAAGCCGGCCGGACCCGCAGUUUACGGCUUGUCUGUUUUCGACCCGGCGAGCGGGGACUGGGCCCGGGUCAACCCGGUUCCGGAGUACCCGGACGGGCUGCCGCUGUUCUGUCAGGUGACGAGCUCCGAGGGGAAGCUGGUGGUGAUGGGAGGGUGGGACCCGGCGAGUUACCAGCCGGUGAGACACGUGUUCGUGUGCGAGUUCACGACGCAGCGGUGGAGUAAAGGGAAGGACAUGCCGGAGGUCCGGGUGUUCUUCGCCGCCGGGGAACUGGACGGCCGGGUGUACGUCGCCGGAGGGCACGACGAGAACAAGAACGCGCUGAGGUCGGCGAGGGUUUACGACGUGAGGGCGGACGAGUGGGGCGAGCUGGGCGGGAUGAGCGAGGAGCGGGACGAGUGCGAAGGGCUCGUAAACGGGUCGGAGUUUUGGGUGGUGAGCGGGUACGGUACGGACAGCCAGGGCGGGUUUGUGGGGAGCGCGGAGGUUUAUGAGAUCGGGUCGGGUCGUUGGAGGCGGGUCGAGGACGCGUGGAGGGCGGGUGAGUGUCCGAGGUCGUGCGUUGGGAUUGGGAAGGAUGGGAAGCUGUUUAGUUGGGGCGAGAGGGAUUCUGCGGUGAGGUCUGGGCCGUGCGGGGUGGAGUUGGGCCGGUGGGCCUUUGUGUCCGGGUCGGAGUAUCUAGGGGGACCGCAUGAGUUCUUUUUGACGGGAGGGGAAAAUGGGAAAUUGGAGAAGGUAGAGAUGUGUGAGGAGUUCUCUGGGUUCGUUCAGUCCGGUUGCUUCGUGGAGAUAUGAGAGCUCACUUCUUUUACUGCAAGGAUAUUUUUGUACAGUUAGAAGCACUUUUCUUGCUUGUAAGUAGGAAGAGCAAGAUUAUUGCAUGGAAGUUCUUUUACAUCAUGUAAAAUAUUUUGCUUUCUGGGUGGCUAAAGCACACACCCCUUCCAUGAGUAAAUGUGUUUCGAUGACUAUUUACAGUUC
Rosa rugosa (rugosa rose) is the source of this 1277-nucleotide messenger RNA. RefSeq names its product F-box/kelch-repeat protein At1g15670-like. Gene Ontology annotation, molecular function: protein binding. Bases 81 to 1091 code for a protein of 336 amino acids. The transcript has a single exon. Gene Ontology annotation, biological process: negative regulation of cytokinin-activated signaling pathway; regulation of phenylpropanoid metabolic process. The record is from RefSeq and is a predicted model, not a curated record. NCBI's taxonomy places the organism in Eukaryota, Viridiplantae, Streptophyta, Magnoliopsida, Rosales, Rosaceae.